Nerophis lumbriciformis (worm pipefish) is the source of this 1665-nucleotide messenger RNA. Lineage: Eukaryota; Metazoa; Chordata; Actinopteri; Syngnathiformes; Syngnathidae. The record is from RefSeq and is a predicted model, not a curated record.
AUGUGGAAGGCAGCAGCAGGACAGUCAGUCAAGAUGACUAUAGAUGAUGGAGGUGACGACUGGGAGACUGACCCCGACUUUGAGAACGAUGUAUCCGAGAAGGAGCAGCGCUGGGGUGCCAAGACGGUGGCUGGUUCAGGACAUCAGGAACACAUAAAUAUCCACCAUCUGCGUGAAACCGUGUCAACUGAGCACACAAGCUUGAAACAGCAGGAGUUGGACAACAUGCCCAAGGCCUCGCAUGGAUAUGGAGGAAAAUUUGGGGUGCAGCAGGACCGCAUGGACAAGUCUGCUGUAGGACAUGAAUACCAGAGCAAGUUGUCCAAGCACUGCUCGCAAACUGAUAAUGCCAAGGGCUUCGGAGGGAAGUAUGGAGUUCAAGCUGACCGCGUAGACCAGUCCGCAGUUGGCUUUGAGUAUGCUGGGAAGACAGAGAAACAUGCUUCACAGAAAGACUACAACGCUGGGUUUGGAGGGAAAUACGGAGUACAGGCAGAUCGUGUUGACCGGAGCGCAGUGGGCUUUGAUUACCAAGGCAAAACGGAGAAACACGAGUCUCAGAAAGAUUAUGCAAAGGGUUUUGGCGGGAAAUUUGGUGUGGAGACCGACAAAGUGGACAAGAGUGCUGUGGGCUUUGAAUACCAGGGCAAAACUGAGAGACACGAGUCGCAGAAAGACUAUGUCAAAGGUUUUGGAGGCAAAUUUGGAGUUCAGACAGACCGACAGGAUAAAUCUGCUCUGGGAUGGGACCAUCAGGAGAAAGUACAACUUCAUGAGUCCCAGAAAGACUAUAAGCGUGGGUUUGGAGGGCAAUAUGGGGUGGAGGUGGAGAGGCAGGACCAGAGUGCCCUGGGCUAUGAAUACAAGGAGAGCCUGGCCAAACAUGGCUCACAGAAAGAUUACGCCAAAGGUUUUGGAGGGAAAUAUGGUGUCCAGAAUGACCGGAUGGAUAAGAGUGCUGGCACGUUUGAAGAUGUUGAGAAACCCAAAUCAUCUUACCAGAAAACUAGACCCUUGGAGGCUGCUGGCAGCAGCACAGGAAGUAUUAAGGCCCAGUUUGAGAAUAUUGCCAAGCAGAAGGAAGAAGAGGACCGAAGAAGAGCUGAAGAUGAGCGAGCACGUCGACAGGCCAAGGAGAGACAGGAGCAAGAGGAGGCACGACGUAGAUUGGAAAUGCAGGCCAAAGCUCCUUCUCCGGUUCCUGUUGCGGCAAGCCCCAGUCCCACACCCAGCCCGACUCCAGCUGUCCAGCCAGCCUUUUCUUCAGCAUAUGAGAAAGCAGCACAAACAAGCUCUAACCAGAGUAGAGAGAAGCGGGAGGCCCCGCUGCACAACCGAGCAAGAGGACAAAAUACAAAUGAUGUAACCUAUGAUGCUUCUGCUGAGAAUGGAGAGCAGCAAUAUGAACAGGGUGGCCUCUAUGAAGAGCCAGAGGCACUUUAUCAGGCCCCUGCUGAAGAGGAGCAGCAUUACGAGAUUGGCGAGGACACCGGGGUAACCGCGGUGGCGCUCUACGACUACCAAGCAGCUGGCGAGGACGAGAUCUCCUUCGACCCUGAUGACAUCAUCACCAACAUUGAAAUGAUUGACGAAGGCUGGUGGCGUGGCGUUUGCAGAGGGGCUUACGGUCUUUUCCCCGCCAAUUACGUCGAAGUACGGCAAUGA